AUGGAUUCAAAUUUAGAUCCUAAUAACAUAUCAUCGGCCAGAGGAGUGUACUCACCAAUGUCAUCAAACAACAACCCAAAGGACGGGCACACCCCUUCAGAUAUAGAGCUGUCUAAAGAGUGUAUCGAAGGAGUGAAGAAAUUGGCCGAGAGUUUUGAAAACUACACAGUGGAAGGCUUUAUAGCGUCAUUUAAAGCAAACUAUAGCUCGCUGAAGAUGUUUAUCCUUAAAUACACAACGGACGAAGAGAUGGUGAUGCUUAAGACGCAAUGCUAUGACAUAUUGGAAGCGUACACGAAGAUAGAGCUGUCGGAAUCGCAGAUCAAAAGAGAACUGCUGUCAAUAUGUCUCAACACACUGAUGACGAGCUCGGAUUGGGACGAAGUGUGCCACAGAAUACUGAAGAGCCUGUUAUCGGACCCGAAACAGUUUAUCAACAUAGUACAAAUAGAACAGUUUUUUGAAUAUACCUCGAGAUUUUUGAACAAUUACCCGAAUUUACAAGGAAAAGAAGUGAAGAGAAUGUUGAUAUUUAUAAAUGUGCUCGAGUUGCUUUUCACAACUCCACUGUCAACGAAGAACCUGGUACAGUUGCUGCCAGUGUUGACGAAAGUGAUCAAUCUUAAUUCCAAAGACCACAUCGAAGAGUGCUACGUGGAGCUGAUAAAACUGUCAUGCUCGUCGCUACAUUUGUUCAACACGAACGUGAAGCACAGCGUGAACUACACAUACUACAUCAACGACAUAUACACACACCUGAUAUACCUAGUCAACAGUACAAACCCAGUAAAUAUCGCACAACUGACUAGAGUAAUCAACGUGUUUAUCAUAUUUGUGAGCUCGGUGGUGAAUAAGGUGUUGUUCAAGUCGAUAUUUGAGUCGGAAAUAUAUAAUAAACUGUACAGUAUCGCAGAAGAAGAGAAUUCACUAAGGUCAAAUGUGUUGUUGCUGAUUCAUGAAAUAGUUAAAAAAAUCGACGUGGAGCAGUUCAACAUAGUGAUAUUUGAAAAGUGCUGCACUCUUAUCAGUAGGUACUGGCUGUCGACAGACCACAGACUGAGAGAGUUGAGCUACAACCUAAUGCUGGACCUCACAAGCCACGCGUCAAAGGCAAUAUCAAAUCUGGACGAAGAGGCGAAGAAUAAGGUCUACAAGUUCGCAGUGAUCUCGUUCUUCAAUGCAACAAACGCCAUUAGUGAUAUGUACUAUACCUUAAACAAAAUGAAUAUUGGAUUUAUAUCAUAUGUAAAAGGCACAAUGAAUCAGUUAUUGGAGUUAAUACUACUAAACUAUAAAUUAUUAAUACAACAAAAUCGAGUAAAGAGGAUAAUGACGGUAAAUGUGUUAAAGACGUUUGUGCUGGUUAUCAAGAUCGUAUUUAGAAUGUACGGGACGUUGACAGCAAACAGAGAAGUGAAGAUGGAAAAUCAAGACGAGGAAAAGAACGAGUACCUGUACAUGCUGGAUAACGCAGUGAGGAUGGUGUGUAAGACGCUCGAGUACCCGUACACAGUGGAUGGGAUCAGAGUGCUGUUGCCACUGCUGAUACACGAGUACCUAAACGCGAGAGGAAGAGCAACGAAAAGAGGAAAGAGGAGUGAAGAAGGAGAAGAGGAAGGGUCGAUGGAAGUUGACGAGGACCACGAGGAAGCAAGGCUGGUCGAAGAGAGCCUGGAGCAGGAGUCACUGGCUCUGUACGUGUUGUACUCGUUCUCGAAGCUGUUCCCAGACCUGUUCCUGCAGCAGUACCUCUCGCUGUUCGUGUACCUGCUGAACAACGAUAACCUGGAGGACCUGUACAGGUACUCUCACAGAGUGCUGUUCCAGGCGGAGCCGGAUCGAGUAGAGGAGACGAGAAUGGACGACAACGAGGCAAUAGAGAAGCUGCUUAACGAGAACAUAUUCGUAGGCCUGAGGAACAACGUAGACGCAAUGAAGUACAUCAGCAGUGACCUGAAUUACAUAAUAGGGAUCCUGUACAACUACUACCCGAGGUGGGACGGACUUAAGCCACUGGACGAACAAGCGAACGGAAACACAAACGCGUAUUUUAGACUGCUGACAGUGAUGUUUAAACAAAUCAACAAAAACGUCAAGUGCAGUUACAUGUACGAACACAUCAGCACGCUGAGUAAGUUCCUGAACAAGCUGCUCUUCUACUUUAAGCUGUCGGACUACAAUCACCUGGAACUGAUGCAGAGAAGCAGCAGCUCAGCCUACGUGGACGUCAAGGAGAACGAGGAGCUGUACACGUUCCUGUUCGUGAUAAGCACGAGGAACACGGAAAAGGAGUACAUGGAGGAGAUGCUGAAGCUGGUCAACUACGUGUUCAACCACGUGGAAAGUAAGACGCUGCUGAAGCAGGCGCUGCUGCUGCUGGAGUCGUACGCAGAGCACACGGAGAUACAGGAGCUGUACUGCAUGCUAGCGAGGCAGAUAAGGCCGGAGAACGACGAGGAAAGAGAAGGAGACUGGGCCGACGGAGACGAUAACGAGGAGGACCAGAGCACGGAGCCGUACUUCAUCAAGCUGUUCCUGAGAUACAUCCUGGAGAAGGACGAGGACGUGGCGGCGAUAGUGCUGAGCGUCCUGGGGAAGCUGGGAAACCUCAGUCAGAAGUACACAAUCGACGCGGAGGUGAAAAACACAGAGGAGUUCACACUGGCGUUCCCGUCGGCAAGUAAGAAGGACUUCACGAUAGUGUCGGUGCCAGUGGAGGAGGGGCUCGACGCGAUGACUAAGAGGCUGAUGGAAACCUGCAGGGCAGGAACAGUUAGGCUAAAAGUGGAGGAGUUCGACGCGUACUGCGGGUACCUGCUGGUGGCGAUGGCGCCGCUGCUGCAGUACAACACGUCGCUGACGCAGUUCUACCUGAACGCGGCAGCAAAGAGCUCGAGCUGCAGCGGGGCAGGAGACGGGAUGGAAGUGGACGGCGGGGAGGAGUCGAGGGAGCACAGCAGGCACGAAGGACUAAACCUGGAAAGAAGACAGUACGCUUACAUGAAGAAGCUCCUGAGGUGCCUGUGCCUGCUCCUGAACACGGGCACGAAGCUGAACACGCUCGAAAGCAACGAGUUCGAAAACCUGGUCUCGUUCAAGAACGCGCUCAUGGAGUAUGCGUUCCUGUCAUCGCCAGAAGAGAGCAACAGAGAUAACCUGACGCUGCUGGUGUCGCUGCUGGUGGCCUGCCUGGAUUACAGAGCAACCGUGGGAGCGGACGACGACGAGGUGGAGGAGCUGGAGGACAGCUGCGUCGACAUGCUGCUGGAGGUCUUCGAAAGAGCAGCCGAGGAGAAGAUGGAGGACGUGCUCGACCACUACGCGGAGGCUUUGCUGUUUAAGCUUAACGAAAAGAGCACGCCGAGAAGAAUAAGCGCACUGGUGCUGCUGGUGCACCUGCUGAAAAUCGAGGCGAGCACGUGCUUCGAACGCUACCACGAGUACAUCUACAGGGCGACGGUGCGCACGCUGGAGGACCACAACAGAAACAACGACGAGUUCAAGGUGGACAAGAGGAAGAGGAUGUGGGAGGAGAGCGUGGCGCUGGCAGUGCUGAGGCUGCUGAUAGAGAAGAACCCAAACCUGACGUUCGAGAGUCUGACGGAGAUGCUGAACGCGAAGGACGCGAAGAUGAGGCUGGUUGCAUUCGAGCUGCUGGAGGAGUACGAGAAGCAGAGGCUGGUGCAGUUCUUCAGCACCAGCGCCCGGGGCCAGGAGCACCUGGAGAUAGCGCUCCUGUCAACGAAGUAUACGCAGAACAUCAAGACAAUGAGCACAGGAUUGAUGAACAUGGCGAACCACUUUAACAAUUUCACGGACGAUACCAUGGAAACAGUAGUGUACCUAGCAGUGCUGGAGCUGGUGGUGUUUGACGGAGCGUACGAGAAGAUGUUUAAGCAGAUGCAGGCUGACCUGCUGGAAAACCUGCUGACGAGCCUGAUCAACCUGACGAUGAUGUCAAUAGGACUGGUGUUUAACCUGUCGUACUCGCUGCUGAAGAGAAUGGACAAGGUGCAAGUGAACGAGAACGUGAUGCUGACGCUGCAGCCGUAUAUAAUACAGCUGCAAACGAUAUUCAACAACAUGACAGUGAAGAAGUUGAAGCUGUUCUUUGACAUAUAUGGAAGCGACAUGAAGUACAUAAAGGAGUCGCUGUACGACGUGGCAGGAACGAUUAACGAGUCGAAGAUCAACGUCUCGGAGCUGCAAAUGAUCAACUACAUGGAAUUCUUCAAGUUCCUGAAGAAGCUGGGCUACAACGACAACCUGCUGAUCAAGCACUACGUCAGCAACAGUAACGUGACGACGCCGAUCAUGCUCUUCCAGUUGUACGAAAACUACAUGCUGGCGGAAAACAGAGAACCUGAGAGAGAGGGAGAAAGCGAGAGAGAAUGUAGAGUGUUCGACGAGAUAAAGCUGUAUGACAUGCUGUACGUGAUGGACGAAGGCGCAGUCGCGAGGAACUUUUACAGACUUAACGCUGAGCUGGAGGACAACAACACAAACCUGACCUACGAGGUGCUGUGCUACUUGGAGUACCUGUCGAACACGAGGAGCAUGCUGGUGUCGACGAAGGAGUUCAAGAACACGAUGAAGACGGUGGUUAACAUAUCGAACCCGGACAUCUUCGUAGGACACUUUAUACACAGGGACAGUGGGUCUCAGGGGGAGAAGGACCUGGACGAGAUGCUCUACAUGCUGAUAUCGAACAAGUGCUACCACCUGCUGCAGCUGCACUACCCGUCGACUGCGGACGUACUGAGCCAGUACAACUACACAUCGUACCACCACCUGGAAACGCAAACGGGGGAGCUGGCCACAUUCAACAAGUACGUGCUGGAAAACCUGGAGUUCUUCGAAGGGCUGUACCUCUACAGGUCGACCUCGGACUACCUGUACAGCACAAAACUGCUCACGCUGAUGAGGAUGGUGCAUUUGGUAAACAAUAAGGAAGAUGAGGUGAAGGGAGCGAUGAUGACGGAGUUGAUGAACUACGUGUGCUACAAGGUGCUUAAAAUGAGAGCUGAAGAGGAAGAUGGAGAGGAAGAAGACCGAGGCGAGUUUGACGAGACGCUGAGCCAGUGGCUAGGCUACUACGUGGCGAGUAAACUAUGCUACCUCAACAACACAAACUACAUGAUCGUGACACUAAUAUACAAGAACUACAUCAGAUUCCUGAAGUCGACGGAGUUCGAGUACGUGGUGACGAAUCUGCAGAACGUGCCGAUGCACCUCUUUUUAGUGUUGAACAACAGGAAGGAGGGAGAUCUGGAGGACGCAGAUGACUUCGACGAGUUCUACGGAGCAAUGAAGAGCAUCUCGCUGAGCUUCUUCACAUGCCUGUGUAACCUGACGAUGUGCGAGACCGUGGAAAACAACAAGAAGUACGUGCCACUGAUACUGUACAUGUUCGACCUGGCUACCAUGCCGCUGCUGCAGAGGAUCGGCAGCGGAAAGGAGCUGACGACGAUGACGAGCACAGUGAUGGGAGCGCCAGGAAGCGCGAGCACGACGCCGGACAGAAGAAACACGCAGACAUACAUAACGACGAACACGAGAGCAAUGAGCACAGUUAUCGUGGUCCUGGGAAGCUUCAUACAGCACCUGACGAACUACAGAAACCUCAUGUACGACUACCUGGUGAAGAUGAUCGAGUUCCUGUACAAAAACAUGAACUACAACUACUACCACACCAGGUUCGCACUGGAGCUGGUGGUGGCAAUCAUGGUGAUCUUCGAGAAGAAUCAGCUGGAGUACGACAUGCUGCACCUUAUCACAGUCUACAUCAAGCUGCUGAGCAGCUCAAAGCUCUACUUCAGCAAGUACGCACUGUCGAAGCACAAGGACCGCGCGAGGAAGAUGCUCUACAGGUACAACGGAGUCAUCAGUAAGCUGUACGGCUACGAGCUGUUGGACUACGUGCACAGAGAAAGCAACGCGGAGCUGUACAAAAACAUACUGCUGAAGCUGCUCAAAAACGAGUACCCGAAGCUGGACACAGUGGUGAAGAGGCUGGUUGAAAUACCGUACUUCACAAGUAACCUGACGGUUAAGGGGCUGAUGAGUCUCAAGGGGGCGCCACCGGAAGAUAAGCAGGACAAGGAUAACACGUUCCUGGAAAUGGUGGUGAACAUGAUGUUCACGUACCUGGAGGCCUCAGCACGGGGAGAAGUGCUGGUAGGAGAGGAUGGGUUGUUGGGGUCUAGCAGUAGCGGUGCGGGCAGUACAGGCAGUGCAGGGGUAACAGGCGGCAUGAACAGUACCGUCGGCGGAAUCGGAAGCAGCGACGCAGCGGCAGCGAGCACACUGAACUUGAGAGAAGGGAGCGGAGUGGCGACAGUCGGCGACGGGGAGGAAGAGCGCUUCCAGGAGUCGCUGAGCAUGGCGAGCCUGUUCAUAGAGGUGGCAAAAAUGAUCGACGUGAAGAGCGUGCAGCCGCUGCUGACUAAGGCGCUGCCGCUGCUGAUGCUCAAAAUCGAAGAAAGCAUGCUGACGCACGCGCAGUUCAACAGAGACCUGGACGACAACUUUGUGACCUUCGUUGAGCUGAGCAUGCAGAUCCUGAACACGUUCGAAGAGGCGGCACAGAAGGCGUUCCUGAAUAUAGUGGACUCGCUAACGAGGUACCACAAACACACAGUGUACAGCGGGCUCGUAGGAACGUACUACAUAGAGGCUUUGGGAGUACCAGGGAAGAAGCACGCGCGUGGGCGGAGCAAUGAGGGCCGCGAGAAGGUACAAAGUGGAGUCGCGGAGGACAGAGACUACAACUUCUACGACUACACGGGGAACUACAUAGAGCUGACGAAGGAGUCGCUGGAAAAGCACGUAAUCGCCGACAUGACGGCGCAGAACAAGCGCCCCUCAAAAAUAGCGCUGAACCACUCGAAGUACACAGUAGAGCAGGACUCAGCGCCAGUGCCGACCCGAGAUUUGUCCAAGUACGUGAAGCACAGCCCCGAGGACAUCAAAUAUGAGCUGAUAUGCAGAAUCAUGUACCACACGAGGCACAUAUCUGCCACUCACGAGUGUGGAGCUUACGAGGGAGAGCAGGGCGCCCACGACGAGGAGCAGCUGAGGGCGGACUACAACAGCCUGUACCUGAGGGUGGUUCGCGACGAGCGGUUCAGAGGCGUCAGGCAGACCGUGAGAUACAGGUGCCUGUCCCACUGUUCGUACCUGGCCGGGUUGAACAUGGUGGACGCAUUUGAGUACCACAGCGCGAGCGACACUACGUACCACACUGUCGAGGCGCUGUUCAAGUACGACCACAACAGCACAGGUCUGCUGAACACUCUAUUUACGCUCUUCGACCAGGACAUUGAAGCGGGCAUAAGUAUGAACUAUCCAAGGUUUAGACAGCUGGACAGCAGUAACCAGGAACAAUCGCGGGAGCAGAAGGGAGAUCAGACGAGUCAGAUCAACUUCAUAUGCAACAGCACGAAGGUGGAGGGGAUAAAGCCAAUAGUAAGUAUACUGAAGGACUUUAGGAAGAUGUCACUGUCAUACAGAGAAGGGAGCUUAGAAGGCGGCUCGAAUGAGGGAAGCGGAGAGCUGUCGAGUGCGCUGAGAAGGAGUGAGCUGGAGCUGACGUUGGACAGUAAGCUGCACAAGGCGCUGAAGAAGAUGAACGAGUUCCACAAACUCUACUUCGAAAGGUACCUUAACGUGAAGCACGCGGCGAGGUACGUGAGGAAGGUGUGCGAGUUGCACGAAGAAGCAGGAGACGCAGUGUUCACGAAGCUGUUCCACCAACUGUACAUCAACCUCUCGGAGCCGUACAGAAACGAGUUGCUGAAGCACAUGGUGCUCUUUAUAGUUAAUAAGGUUAACGAUUUAACGAUGACGAAUGAGGAAACGUACGAGCCAGUGAGGACGAAGGUGAAGGAAGUUAACCCGUAUAUGAUGAGAGACGCGACGCAAAUGCUAAGCAGAGAAACGAGUCAGUCGACAGUGAAGGAAAUGAACCAAAAAAGCGGAAGCUUCGUAGAAGCUCUGGGAGGCCAGAGCAGAUCGCAGAGCUACGCGGACCCGGAAGCGUCAGACCUGAAGAGAGUGCUUAACCUGGUGUACGUGACAGUGAUCAGCAGCUACCCGCUGAUAGUGCUCCCAGUGGAGAUCAUUAAGUACCUGGGAUACUGCCUGGACGGAAACUACUAUAGCACGUGCUACUACCUGGAAAAGCUUAUGCUAACGCAGCCGCUGGACAUCACGAGAAUAGCGAGCGUGCUCUCGGACGUGUACAUGAAGCUGGAGCUGACGGACAUGGCGAUAGGCUCGAACAGGUGCUGGGUGAUAACGAGUGAAACGAGAAUGGCGCUGGCAAACAUGCAGCACAGCAAGUGGAAGCAGGCACAGAGAGACUUCAACCAGAUCAUGGAGUACCUGGGAAACUCAGGACAGUCCUCGGAAACUGUGGCCUGGUUCGACGAGUCAAAGCUGUGGUACAACUACUGGAUGUACUGCACGAAGCAGCUGGGCGAGUGGGACUCUAUCAGAGACAUGGCCUACGUGUCGAACAACAAGCUGCUCUUCAACCAGGCGACAGUGUACCUGAACGCGUACCCGCACAUGUACGUGCCACUGGCGACCGGCAAGGACACCAUGACGUUCGUUAACGCGGAUCCGAGCAAGGACAUGGACAGCACGGAGCCGGAGAACGCACUGGAGGUUAACAUGUACAACGUGAUCAGCAGAGCCUCCAAGGUCUUUCACAGCAACACGGCAAGCAUGGGCGCGCUGCAGAAGCACUACAGCAGAGAGUACCACAGCCUGCGCAGGGUCGCGGAGAACAGCGUGGCGCUGCUGGUGCAGUACUACAGGAACACGGGCAGUAAGCUGAACAACGGGCACGCGAGCUGCAUGAGGAUGAAUCAGCGUUUCGUGGAGGCGCUCGAGGGACUGGCGUACCUGAAGAGAGUUACCGACAGCACAUACGCAGGGCAGAACGCACAAGAGGCGCACCUGAUCAACAAGUGGAGGUCGCGCCUGCCGAACAAGUCGGACCACCCGCUGAGCUGGACGAAGAUGUUGGCCUUUAGAACGAUGGCAUACAGCAGCGUGAAGAACCUGCUUAACCUGCAGCCGCCAUUCAGCGCGCAGAGCGAGAACCUGUACGUGAACCAGGACUACAUCUGGACGCUCGUCAAGUACAGCUGCGUGACGAGGAAGACGCACCAGCUGCCGCUGAUGGCCUCGGUCCUGCUGAACAAGGCGCACAAGUUCCUGGCAGCCACGAUGAACAGGACGGUGAACAUGGGCGAGGACUACUACCUGCUGAUCAACGAGAAGUUUAAGCAGUACCUGUCCUUCUCAGUGAACAUGCCGGAGGCGCUCAAGAGCGUCAUCGCACUCGACUUCGACAAGCUGCCGAACAAGGGCUUCGAGACGCUGAAGGCGCACGUGACGAGGCUGAAGGCGGAGGCGAUCAACAGGAACUACAUCUACGACACGCACCAGGCGCAGUCGAACCCGAACAAGAGGCCGCACAACAACUCAAUAGGAGAUAUUGACCUGGCGUGCAAGUACAUGUUGGAGUCGCUGAAGCUGCAGCCGCUGCUGAGUAAGAAUUGGAUAUCAUGGGCGAAGUUCAACGACAAUAAGAUCGACCACUCGCUGAUCUCAGUGUGGAGUAAGAGUGAGCAGAUGUUCCCAAUGGAGCUGUACGAGACGGCAAUAAUGGGAUACCUGACGGCAAUCUCAAUUAACCCGAACUGCCACUGGCUGCUGAUAAAGAGAAUAUUCACGCUGGUGGGAGAGAUGCACAGAGCAGUGAACGGAGUAAGCGAAAGCUUCAAAAAGUACUCGGAGUACGUUAACCACAGCGUGUGGCUGACGUGGCUGCCGCAGCUGGUGAAGCAGCUUCACAAGAAGAACAACGCAGAAGUGUACCACCUGCUAAAAAGCCUGAACAACAAGGCGCCGCAGCAGCUCUACUACACGCUGAGGACGGAGUACCUCUCGCUGCUGGCGAACGGAGGCUCGCAAAACAGCGUGGCGACGAAGGAGGAGAGCGAGGCCGGAGAAGACAAGGGGGCAGACCCUGGAGACGUGAAGACGAUACUGCACAUGCUGCUCAACAGCAACCCGACGCUGAACCAGAACCUGGAAAACUUCUGCAAUCUGCUGACGAACCUGGGAAAGCCGGACGUGAUCGACGAGAUACUGUGCGCAUACGAAACUAUAUUCGAAGAGUGCCUGGACCUGCCCUUCCACGAAAACAUACCGAAGCCGAUGCUGCACUGCAUCACUAACAAAAUACUGGGGAAGCUGUCCUCAGCAAGAGAAAGAAGCAGCACGAACGAAGAAGAGGAGCUGUACAAGCUGGUACACAAGUUCACGCAGGACUUCGUGAAGCAGUCGCAGAGCAGCAGCCAGAGCUCAGACCGCCCGCAAAUCAACAUACCCUGCGGAUACGCAAUGAAUAAGCUGCUGGACAUGAUCACGGCGCUGAUGAACUACUCGAGGACGAGGAAGCCGAACUCUAACAUAAAGUACCUGCUUAACCACAGCGUCUGCAGGGUGACAAACAGCCUGGCGGCGAACGCCAGCACAGUGAUACAGCUGCCGCACGUCAAGAUGAACGGCAUCGACGAGAUUCUGAGAAACAAGAACGUGCUCGGCCAGACGCACGACGUGCUCUACGUGGACCCGAGGCUGGUGAAGGUGCGGAGGAGGAACCAGCUGGUGAAGUGCAUCAAAAUCGUGACCACCGACGGCCAGAGCCACUACUACUCAGCGUGCCCACUGCUGAGAGUGAGGCAGAAGAACGAGGAGUACCUGCACCAGAUGACGCAGCUGCUCAACUUCUACUUCAAAAAGUACCACGAGACGCUGAGGAGGAACGUGCACAUGCCCUCGAGCGCAGUGGUGCCCCUGGACCCGUACAUAUGCCUCGUCGAGGACAGCCCGCGAAACCAGACGCUGCUGAGCAUAUACAACAACGCAGUCUCGCUGAGCAACCUGAUGAACCCGACGAGCAGAGAAACUCUGAGGGACUCGGGCGCAGCGGCCGCCCCGCUCAACGACUACGACCCGAGCAGCGGCCACGAGACGAACCUGCUGAUCCUCGUCCUCCACAAAAUACUACUCGAGAAGAACAUCACGAGUAAGCUCUACGAGUGCUACAACAAGUACAACCCGGGGCAGCUGCAGGCGAUCGCGGCGAACGCCGAGGGCGACCGCAACGUGGGCUUCAACUACAUCUACAAAAUGUUCAAGGACAAGCAGUACCCGUGGUUCCUGACCUGGUACCGCAAGAUCCACCAGGACGUGCUGCAGGACGCCUACAACAAGCUCUGCAACAUCGUGCCCGACAACAUCCUGCUCACGCAGCUGCAGAGCGCCGCGAAGGACUACCAGGCGCUCCUCACGAUCAGGAUGAACUUCACGGCGACCUACGCGACGCAGGCGAUGCUGAGCCUGGUGCUGGCGACGCCGUACGCGACGCCCUCGAGGCUGCUCCUCAACCCGCGGACCGGCACGAUCAGGCAGGUGGACUACCGGCUCUUCACGCGCGAGAUGGAGCCGACGAAGCUGCGCGUGUUCCGCCUCACGAGGAACAUGACGAACCUGAUAGGGCCUGCCUGCAGGCUGGGCGUGCUGCCUGCCGUGAUGUUCUCCGUGACGCUCACGAUGCACCACUUCAAGAUCGACAUUCACGCGGCGCUCUCGGCGAUUCUGGAGCGCGGCGGCGCGCAGCCCAAGUCUGAGCCUGGCGACUCGAAGGACGCCGCCACUGCCGGCUCUGCGCAGAAGGAUAAGGAGGCGCCCGCGGACAAGGCCGACGACGUCGACGAGUACCUGAGCAAGCUGCUCAACUACUGCACGUACCUGAGGGCCCCUGCGGACCAGGAACACAGCACCGUGCCCAUCAACAACAUGAUCGUCUCCAUCAUCGACGCGUCCACCGACCCUUCGAUGCUCGGAAAGCUGAAGACGUCGUACCUGCCGUGGUUCUAG
Molecule: messenger RNA, 11961 nt
Organism: Theileria orientalis strain Shintoku
Lineage: Eukaryota; Apicomplexa; Aconoidasida; Piroplasmida; Theileriidae
Exons: 15
Coding region: 1-11961 (3986 amino acids)
Biological process (GO): DNA repair; regulation of DNA-templated transcription
Cellular component (GO): NuA4 histone acetyltransferase complex; nucleus; SAGA complex
Molecular function (GO): transcription coregulator activity; protein binding
Source: RefSeq, a predicted model, not a curated record